This is a messenger RNA of Fomitiporia mediterranea MF3/22, 843 nucleotides long. RefSeq lists its product as uncharacterized. The transcript is spliced from 2 exons. The coding region runs from base 1 to 843 and encodes 280 amino acids. NCBI's taxonomy places the organism in Eukaryota, Fungi, Basidiomycota, Agaricomycetes, Hymenochaetales, Hymenochaetaceae. The record is from RefSeq and is a predicted model, not a curated record.
AUGAAAAGCAAGGAAACUAAGACGCGCACUCCUGCACUUUAUCGAAGUUUUUCCAACCCCUUCGGUGCAUUACGCCAUAACGUUAGCCAACAAACGAGCUCGCCGCAGUGGCAGACUGUCCCGCUUGGCUUACCUGUUGUAGACACAUGUACUUGCCACCAUUGGUCUGGUCUUCCAAGGUCGCACUGUCGCUCUCCCUCGCUCCACAGUGCUACUGCAACAGCUUCUGGAAGUCAAACGCCUCCAUCGCUUGUUUCGGCCAGUUCAGGCUCGACAGGAGUAUCAUCCCACUAUUCAGGGUUUAACUCUGCGAUCUAUGCUACUCGUAACCCUCCUCCAAGCCAGCCUCAAUCCGAGAUUCACUCACUGCUUGAUGCAUCCUAUACUACUCUAGUCUGGGACGUCCGUGUUUUACCGAAAGAAUUCAAGAUCUCUCGUCAGGAGACCCCUCUCGUCGGUCCAAAUGCGCUUUCUUUCCCUCUAACGCAAGCAGCUACUGGUCAUGUCCGCAUUAUCAGCCAAGAUUUCCCAUGGAUCAUUGAAAUUGGACCUAAGCAACGCGGAAUAACUGCUGGAGAGGUACUUCUCGCGUUAUAUGAGUUGCUCAACGGACGUCUUGAUGACUUCAUAUGGAAUGUUUCCGAUGAUCACACUCGGUCACGAAUAGUACGCGCUUGGAAAUCACGUUCAGACUCUGGUCCAGUCAUCAAGAGGGUUGACUUCCUCGGCAAACGCUUUAUAUUCAAGGGGCUUUAUCGCGACGAAAAGUACGUGCAACAGAAUCAACGUCCAGAUGAGGCGUCCAUCCCGGAGAUCUUUCUUGUCGCCUUCGCAAAAGCCUGA